Messenger RNA from Asparagus officinalis (garden asparagus), 1332 nucleotides. RefSeq names its product histone deacetylase HDT2-like. The transcript is spliced from 10 exons. NCBI's taxonomy places the organism in Eukaryota, Viridiplantae, Streptophyta, Magnoliopsida, Asparagales, Asparagaceae. The record is from RefSeq and is a predicted model, not a curated record. Bases 140 to 1042 code for a protein of 300 amino acids.
CCGAAUGGACGGUCCGAAAUAAACCGAGCAACCUGAGAAGGGCAUCGAGCUUCCCUAUAAAAACUACGCUCAAAACCCUAAACCCUAAGUCCCAAAACUCUCACUCUCUCUCACUCUCCCUUGCUGUCGAGAUCGAUAAAUGGAGUUCUGGGGUGUGGAAGUGAAACCCGGGGAAACAGUUAAGUGUGAAGUAGGAGAGGAGAGAUUGAUACAUCUAUCGCAGGUUGCACUUGGAGUAACAAAAGACAAAGAAAAUGUGCCAAUUUACGUGAAAUGCAAUGACCAGAAGCUAGUUCUUGGAAAUCUUUCCUUAGAGAAAUGUGCCCAGAUUUCUUAUGAUCUAGUGUUUGAGAAAGAAUUUGAAUUAUCAAAUGGCUCCAAGAAUGCUAAUGUUUAUUUCUGUGGAUAUAAGAACGUCAUUGAACCAGAAGAUGAUGGUGAAAUGUUUGAUUUUGAUUCUGAGGAUGAUGUGCCAGUUGGCAUAAAUGGCAACAUCAAGGGGGAUAAUAUGAUUGCGAAUCUAAUGGCAAAAGCAAAAAAGGCAGCUAAAGCUGAGGUCAAGGCUGAUGAAAAUGAAGAUGAAGAUGACGAAGAUGACGAUGAAGUUGAUUCUGAUGAUGAUCUUGAAGGCACUGACGAGGACAUGAUGGAGGCAAUGGGAGAUAGUGAUGAGGAUGAGGACAGUGGUGACGAUGAAGAAGAAGAAAGCUCUGAAGAGGAAAAAGAGGCUACUCCAAAGAAGUCUGCUAAUGGCAAGAAGAGACCGGCUGAAUCAGCUUCAAAGACUCCUAUUCCAGAGAAGAAGGCUAAGGUUGUAACCCCAGCUGGACAGAAAUCAGGUGGUGAUGGAAAGAAAAAUGUUCAUCUUGCGACUCCUCACCCUGCAAAGCAAGCAGGGAAAACACCAGCAAAGAGUGAAAAGGCGAAGCAGCAGAGUCCUAAAUCUGCUGGUUCUGUUAGUUGCAAGUCAUGUAGCAAGUCUUUUAACUCCGACAAUGCUCUUCAAGCUCAUACAAAAGCUAAGCACAGUGGCGGCAAGUGAGAAAGUUGCAAGUUUUGAUUCUCAAAAUUUGUUGUUUUUUUUCCUGAUGAGCGUUAGUUGAGCUGAGUAAUAGCAAUUGGUGUUUUUCUUUUUUCAUUCAUGAUCACUGGCGGAGGCAAGCUGAUUGCUGUGAGUUUAUUUCAGUAUCCAAAUUUGAGGAGAUACCUAUGGAGGUGUUUUGUUUUUCUAAAAAUUUGAGGAGAUACCUAUGGAGGUGUUUUGUUUAAGCAUAGAUGUGUGUAGUAUUUUAUGUGUGAUUAUUUCAGUAUCCAAAUUCUUGUGCCUCUGAA